AUGUGGCUGUCGCUGGCGGACUGGAGAUGCUCCACAGCAGCACACGAUGAGACCCUUUUUCGGUUCACCCGCGGCCGAUUCCUUACCGACGAAGCCUAUGAACUGGCCAAGAGACACAUUCGUUUCAACGUGGAUGAACUCGCCCGCUUAGCCGUCCAGGCCGCAGAGGCUGCAAAUAAGGGGCCGCGGACGUGUAUCGCCAUUGAAAAACUGGCCGACGGGAUGCACAGCAAGGCUAUACGCUUCACCAUGGACAAUGGGUUCCAAGCAGUGGGCAAAGUUCCGACUCCGAAUGCUGGGCUUCCGCGCUUAACCACUGCCUCGGAAGUCGCGACUAUGGACUUCAUGCGCAACGUCCUCGGUACGCCAGUUCCCAGAGUUCUCUCGUGGAGUUCUUCGGCCGACAAUCCGGUGGCGGCGGAGUACAUCCUCAUGGAGAAUGCACGCGGCGUGCCACUGAGUAGCCUGUGGGACAAACUGGGUGUGCGGGUUAAGUUCAAGGUGCUUGAAAAAGUCGCCGCCUACCAGCAGCGCUGGUCCCAGGUUCGCUUUACGCAGUAUGGGAGUCUAUACUACCGAGGGGACCUCGACCGGUCAAGUUCCAGUCCCGGCCUCCGGUACACGGACAAAGAUGGGAAUUAUGCUGUUGAUGAGAGGUUCGCUGUGGGGCCUUCGGUGAGUCGGCAAAAUGUCGAUGACGGCAGGGCAGACUUGGGUUUUGACCGAGGCCCCUGGGAUACCGUUGACGCUUAUGAGCGGGCAACGGGAGAGCGCGAAGCUUAUUGUACCAGGAGUAUGGAGCAACUGCCACGAUCGCCCAUUGCGAUCCACUAUUCGGGGACGUACCAGCCGUCGCGCGAGACCAAGCUUUUCGCGAUCGAGAGCUUCCUCAAAGUGGUAGAUCUCUUACUACCCGGGGACGAGGACAUAUCAGCGUCCUGCAUCUGGCAUGAUGACCUGCAUGUCGAGAAUGUCUUUGUCAAUCCAGAGGAUCCAUCGGAGAUCUACGCCUUCAUUGACUGGCAAUCUACAGAACUCGCCCCGCUAUACCAUCACACCAUCGAGCCGUAUAUCCUAGACUACCAUGGCCCACCAUUCGAAGGCCUCCUCGACCGACCGAAGCUCGCCGACGUCAAAGCGCUGUUCCAGGACGAACACGACCAAGCAGCCGCAACCCGCAAAGCGGAGACCUUAUUCACUAGCAUGUCUCUGCUCGCCCUUUACAGAUAUCUCCUGCACAAAACGAUGCCCCGGUUGUUCAAGGCUCUCGAGUUCCGGCAGACCGACUGCUUCGACCUACUUCUGUUCGCACGGAACCUUCUUGUCGACGGCGAGGCUACCUACCUCGGACCCCUAGCCAAGCAGCAAGAGGAAAAUUGGGCUGGUGUCUCGAGGAUCUUGGGGACUGGAACCAAGGCACCGCUUACGUUCUCGGACGAUGUGCUCCAAAAGAUCAAAUGUGAUGGCGCGGGCGCUUCGGCAGCAAUGGCGCUGAUGGGAGACGUGCAGCGUAUGAUCGGCAGCCAGUACUUCCAAGCCCGGGGAUUGGUGAGCCAUGCGCAAUUCGCGGAGCUGGAACGAAUUCUCCCCAAGGCGAGAGAUGACUUUGUGCGGGCGCAUGCGCGCAAUGCGAAAGAAGAGCGGGAGCUCACUCGCGCGUGGCCGUUCGAUAUACCCGGAUCGCGGUGCGAUUAUCUGGGGCUUGAACGCACCAGAGCCUAA
This is a messenger RNA of Aspergillus aculeatinus CBS 121060, 1722 nucleotides long. RefSeq lists its product as uncharacterized. NCBI's taxonomy places the organism in Eukaryota, Fungi, Ascomycota, Eurotiomycetes, Eurotiales, Aspergillaceae. The transcript has 3 exons. The coding region runs from base 1 to 1722 and encodes 573 amino acids. Gene Ontology annotation, cellular component: mitochondrion. The record is from RefSeq and is a predicted model, not a curated record.